Candidozyma duobushaemuli is the source of this 1155-nucleotide messenger RNA. RefSeq names its product pseudouridine synthase. The record is from RefSeq and is a predicted model, not a curated record. The transcript has a single exon. Bases 1 to 1155 code for a protein of 384 amino acids. Gene Ontology annotation, cellular component: nucleus; cytoplasm. NCBI's taxonomy places the organism in Eukaryota, Fungi, Ascomycota, Pichiomycetes, Serinales, Metschnikowiaceae. Gene Ontology annotation, biological process: mRNA pseudouridine synthesis; tRNA pseudouridine synthesis. Gene Ontology annotation, molecular function: pseudouridine synthase activity; RNA binding.
AUGGAAGGAGAUGAGUUUCACGAGUGUUCAAAGUCCACUGGAAAACCGAAACAAAAACAUUUUGAUUUCUCCAAGUUCAACACGAGGUUCAUUGCAUUGAGGUUUGCCUAUAUGGGGUGGAACUAUAACGGGCUCAAUUUCCAAUAUGAUCCCACUCCAUUACCCACGGUUGAGGAAGCUAUACUUGAGGCAAUGAAGAAAGCGAAACUAAUUAUGGACGCUGACCCAGCAGCUUGCGAAUUUAGUAGGUGUGGGCGUACUGAUAAGGGAGUCAGUGCUUUGAAUCAAGUAAUAUCUUUACGAGUUCGUUCUAAUUUAGCAUCCCACGAGCAAGCAGAGCGUGCAUGCGACGAGAAAGAGCUUCCCUACGUGACAAUUCUUAACGCUCUACUUCCGCUAGAUAUCAGGAUAACAGCAGUAUGCCUUCGACCACCCGAAGGGUUUGACGCAAGGUUUAGCUGUGUAUACAGACAUUAUAAAUACGUCUUCAGCGGUGAAAACCUCAAUAUCGAGGCCAUGACGGAAGCUGCUAGCAAGUUCGAAGGCGAAAAUGAUUUCCGGAACUUUUGCAAAGUUGAUGGAUCAAAGCAGAUAACUAAUCAUAGAAGAGUCAUACAUUCAGCGAAAAUAUUGCCCUUGCGAGACAAUUUCUUUGUUUUUGAUCUCAAGGGUUCGGCAUUCCUAUGGCAUCAGGUUCGUUGUAUGAUGGCUAUUUUGUUCCUCACCGGACAAGGCCUUGAAAAACCUUCAAUUGUUUCAGAUCUAAUGGAUAUCGAAAAGUAUCCUAGUCGACCACUAUAUGAUAUGGCCCACGAUGUGCCUCUAGUUCUAUAUGACUGCGUCUUUCCGGAGAUGGAAUGGCUCUCACUUGCCACCGAUUUCGGCCCGCAACAACUGUUGAAGUUUCAAAAAGAAUGUCAGAAGCUCAACGGUUACGUUGUGGACCAAAAGAUUAAAUCGCAGAUUGUGUCUAUGAUGAGCGAUAUCUUUAUCAGUGGAAAUAUUUCGGGGUUGCGUAACACCAUGAACCUUGGUGACGGAGUGGGAAGGGCUUAUAAGACUUAUGUGCCCAUCAAGGCUAGACCCCUCGGAGAGACGGUGGAACAACAAAAUGCGAAAUUUCUCGAGAAGAAGAAAAGAAAAAUCGAACAAUGA